This is a messenger RNA of Hibiscus syriacus, 823 nucleotides long. RefSeq names its product classical arabinogalactan protein 4-like. Lineage: Eukaryota; Viridiplantae; Streptophyta; Magnoliopsida; Malvales; Malvaceae. The coding region runs from base 200 to 589 and encodes 129 amino acids. The record is from RefSeq and is a predicted model, not a curated record. The transcript has a single exon.
AGACAAUAAAAAAGAAUCCAAUUGCAUUUUUGUUUUGGUACCUCUUUUUCUGUGCUGUCCACUCCCACGUUCUCCUCUCCCUCUUUAUGUAUUCAGUUCCCUCACCUCUAAAUUCUCUACAAUUCCGAUAACCAAGACACUCUUCCCGGUGGCAGCUUCCCUCACCUUUCUCUCCGCCCAAGUUUCGAGUUCAGUCAAGAUGAGCUGGACCACGUUUAAGGUUUUGCUUAUGUUGGGUCUUCUGGCCACCUCUUGCAUGGCUCAAGCACCAACAGCUCCGCCAACGGCACCACCAGCAGCUACCCCGACACCGGCACCAACGCCACCACCAGAAGCUACCCCGGCAUCGACCCCGUCUCCAACACCAUCUCCGGCGCCAACUUCCCCAUCGCCAUCUCCGACAACCUCUUCACCUUCUCCAUCACCAAUCUCUUCCCCUCCUGCUCUUACCCCAUCGGGUGAAGUUGCUCCAGCCUCCGAGCCUGCUGCUGGCCAAGGCCCUCCACCCCCCUCUGCCGCCUCCACCAAAGGCCUUUUCAUUAGUGCAACUGCUGUGGCCGCCACUCUCGUCGCUGCUGUUUUGGCUUAAGAAUGUGAAGUCGCCUGCUUUGGGAUAUUUUCUUUCCUUCUCUCUUUUAUUCUGUCGAAUAGUAUUCUUUUUUGUUUUUAUAAUUUAUUUGCCAUGUAUGGAUUGAUUGGUGAUUACGAGUCCAUUAUUUGGGGUUGGGGAGGUUGAUUGUCUGAUCGGACGGUUGUAGAGAUUGGACUGCUGUACAUCUUACCACAGUGGAAUAAAAUCAGUUUCUUAUUCUUCCCCCCCCCC